CCCCAGCAACAGAAUUUAAUAAGUCCAGCAACAGCCACUAGAGGUGAUAGCAUCGCUAACGCGGUUGAGAUGUUCGAACCAAUGGUAGCACUUGGCAACGAACGGCGGGAUCAGUCAGGUUAGCCCAUUGGUCGGGCAAUCGCCAAGGGAGCUACGGUGGGACAACGGAUAAACAGAUUUCAAAGUUUCGAAGUGCUUGCAAUGUGGUGCGUAGUAAGCCGCUGAAACGUCAACGAGGUGAAACGUAUUCAAACUAUUUUGUUUCGUUUCCUGUGACAAAUCAUAGGAAAGAAAUUUAAUAUGUUUUUUAUUCGGAAACAGUUCGUAAUUGUGUUUAAGAAGAGGUAGUUCCACCGGUAUUUGUUGAAACAGAUUCUCUCCUUAAAAAGCACGGAGAUGGAUGAGGUAGAAAACGUAAAUAUUACCGAAACACCUCGCAUCACGAUAAAUGCGAGCAGUCGCAAUUCUCAUGAUAGUGUCGAUAGUGGUUACUUGACUCUUCUUUCACCGCCACCAUCACCGUCAGUGCCUUCAUCUUCGUUUAUAGCCUCCGAACCCAUCGAGGAAGAUGUGGAAAUGAAACUAGUCAUCGUGCCUCAGAGCACACCCCAGGUAACUACUUCACCUAGACGGAAGACACCACCACCACCUCCACGUAUUGUUAUCUCGCCGACCUGUAGAAAAGCUAGUCCCGCUAUUAGUUCGGCAGACAAUCAGAAAUUAAGCAAGCUCUCUAUCACAUAUCUUGCUGCUAUCAAACCAAAGAGGUUGGAUUUCAGUCAUCGCGUCAUAUCUGCUGCUUUACAUCAUAGUAGAGCUACUCCAGAUUAUACAGGUAGAGAAACGGUGGAUAUAUUGGCACUUCUUGGAGACAAAAGCAAUCAUUGGAGAAUAGUUUCUAAAAUAUUAUCUUUUCUUGGACCUCAGGAUCUUUGUUCCAUUAGUAUGGUGUCUAAAACAUGGAGGAGAAUCUGUUUCAGUGAUUCUAGGGCCAAUGUGAGAAGACUGACUCAUAUAAUACUCAGACAGAAUGCUAAAGAGAAUUUAAAAUUAAUCAAAAAAUCAAAAAUAGAAGGAGACAUUCAAAGCAGUCCUAGAAGUAGAUACGCUAGAAAAGGGUACUUAUUAGAAGUGCAGAAUCUUCUUCAAGUACAAGGAAAUAAACGACCACCUAGCAGUCCACCUGUUUCUCCAAGCAAAGUAAAAUUCCACUCUUUUGUCAAGGCUAGUCGUACACUCGCUCCUUGGGAACAUUUGUUACCGUGCCCAAAAUGUUCGUUUCCUUGUCACGUGGACGGCGAGAAGAACGUAGGAACGUGUUCAAGACAAGGUUGUUCGAUGGAAUUUUGCACCUCCUGUUCAUCAAGACCACAUACUGGUCCUUGUAAGACACCCCUGUUAGCAACGCCGACGAAGAGGAAUAAACGGCUGGUCAUUGGCUCGAAACAGAGCAAACGGAAUCUCAGGAGAUUAUAAACAUUUUCGUUAUUAUAUGUCGAGAAUGUUUUUGUUUUAAUUUUAUCAUUUUUCUUGAUAAAAUAAUUCUUCUCGAUAACAAUCUUUGGAAAUGGAGAGAACGUCGAGAAUUGUAAGAAAUAUAAUUUCGGGAUUAUUUUAAUUGUUAUGAUACGCAGUGUUUUGGAAAUGUGAAAUGAACAUCGUUAAUUUAAGUGGUUCGAUCAAUAAAAUGGAUUUUUAAAUCUGUACGUUAUAAAACUUUAAAAAAGAACUAUAAGAAAAAAAAAUAUUUUAAUCUAAUAUAGUUUUAAAUAUAUUUCAUAAAUGACCGUUACAUUUUUACAAAUAAUCAUUUUCAUUUAUAAAUUAUAAUUUAUAAAUGAAAGUGACAAUUAUUGAUAAUUUUAAAAUCAAACUAUAUUUCGAACCAUUUACGAUGUCCGUUUAAUCAGAUAAGUAUAUGGAGGAGAGAGGUAUCUUUUAGAGGAGGAAAAAAACUUUCAGCACUUUCAGUUACUUUUUUCUUAAAAAAAACAAACUUGAAAUUUAAAAACUCUUAAGACAACGCCUUUUUAUUAAUUUCAUGGUGAAUUAUUGGAAGGUUUAUUUUAAGGAAAUUUUAAGAAACUGCUAUUUGUUCAAAGUUCUUAGAGUUCAUAAAUUCAAAUUUAAAAUUUAACAUUUUUAAGAAUUUUUUCAUUUUUUUAAGAAUCAUAAAUUCGCAACGUGAUUGAAUGUUAACUUUUAUAUGAUUAAAAGAAUUUUUACGUGGCUCUUAAAUUAAUUGAAUCGGUAGUGAAACGUUUCAACGUUUCUCUCAAUAUUUUGUUCGGCAAAUCGAGAUGAAGAGAAAGGGGCCGAAAAUUGUCGAUUAAGAAGACAAAAAACGCAGAAAGAGAGAAAAAGAGAAAAUAUGAGAAAGAAUAUGAGAACCAAGUCGUAAAACUUUUAAGGGCAUAGGCCGACACUUUGCGUUGACCACUUUUUACCCAGUCAAACCCACCGUGUUUCACGACCUGAUGAAGCUAGCAGAGAGGUUAGUUAAAAACAAAGUUGUGUCUUUUUGAUCGACUGGUCUUCUUUGUUACGUGAACGCUCUCUUAUGAUAACCGUUGACGUCGGGUGUUAUUUACGAUGUGAUGUAUCUCAAACUUCUAAUUUCUCUUUGAUUAAGUCUUGGUUAAUUGGUGCAUUUUCUGUCCACUAAUUUCUGAGUUGUGGAAUUUCAAGUCGACAACUUACAAUGCAAUCGAAUCGCGGUAAAAACAUCGACUGAAAUAGAUCGUCGAAAGAAGAAUGAACGAUCAUUGAAUUUUAAUGAAAUGAAACGUUAAGUGUCGGCAGAAUUUUAACGUUCGUAAAAAGGAAAUUUAUAUUUGAUCGUGUCUUGUUUUUAAAGAUAUAUCGAUUCAAUGAAGGAUAAAAUGGUUUUUUUAAUUUUAAUCUUUUGACCAAGUUUCUCAAUAAUUUUAAUUUUAAUAUAUUAUUAAUGUGGACAAUGCAUUCUCUAUUUUAAUCUUUUGAUUAAGUUAUUUCAGUCUGUCUCACAUUUUAUUUUAUUAAUAUCACGAAAUUUAUUUGACAAUAAUAUGAAAUAAAUUUAAAAUGUCCAAAUAUAACCAUUUCUUCAAAAAAAAAAUUUAUUUUUAUUUAUUGAAAAUUUCUCUACUCAUGGUUAAAUUUUUAAUAUGAGUUUUAUUCAUUGGAAAUUAGUGACCACAUGUGAGCAAAAUGUACUUCGUGCAAUUUAAAUGUCGUCUUUUGUUCGUUGAAUCGUAAUUUCGAUACAUUUUCUUUUUCUCUCUUAUUGGUUAUUCCCCUCUUAAGGUGUGACCCUCUCUCCAAAGGGAACAAAGAAAAUUUGUUUCACGUGUGUACGUAUUGCUCCUAGUCUCAUAAACUGCGAGAUCAAAAAGAGGAUUGCCAUGACUCGUAGAAAGGGUCGCUCAAAAAGUAUUAUUGAAGUAUGUCUAGCUCUAUAGUAAGAUAAAAGUUGUGUAAGUAUGAAUGGAAAGAGGAAAUGUACAGUACUAGAAACUAGAGAAUGUGAGUCAAGUAUCGGGAGAUAAAAAAGGGUAGUAAUGACAAAAACUUUUUCAAUGAGAACAUCUCUUAUCAAUAAUGUAAUAAUCAUUCUUUUUUUUAUAUAAUAAUCGAGUUCAAUAUUGAUAUUCAAUUAAUCGAGAAAUUGCUAACAUUUGUUAAAUUUGCUAACAUUUAAACGAAUCUUAAAGUAUUAUUUUGAUAUUAUUGCUAUUGAUAUUCAAUUUUUCCAAAAUUACUAUUAUUAAAUUUAACGAUAGAAUCUCAGGUUAUAUUUUUUUCAACAGAGUAUAUUAUUUCUUUUGUCGAAUAAAGUUUCUGUCAAUAUUGCGCCCAAGGUUUCAACAUUUGAACCGGUACAAAAACGAGAAUACACUUUUGUGCCAUUUGUAAUUUACGCCAUAAGAAUUGCCAUAAUGUAUCUUGUUUUUUUAAUUAAUUUUUAUGCGAAAGAAAAGACAGAGGGACGUGUCAUGUUAUAAGAAUAAAAUCAGGUAGAUACUUCUCUCUUUUUUUUCACAUCUUAAGAGCCAUACUUUAUUUUUUACGUUGUUUCUAGUGUGCUAGUAUGCCACGUUGAUUCCGUACGUUCGUUUUAAAGUUUGAAUGUCCACUUUCUUUUAUUUAAUUAGUUUUUUUCGUUUCUUUUUCGUUUGAAUGUUAUUUUUGUACCGGUGUAUGCUGGACCGCAAAAGACUGCAUGUAAAUAACCAGCGUAUAGUAAUAUAUUCGUGUUCGGUUAAAUUUCGUGAUUGAUAUUCAUAAUUUCAUUUUUAAUUGAUCUUUUCAAACAAUGAAAUGAAAAUUUCUUUUAUUUUCUGCGGAACCAUGACAUAUAUAUUGGUAAAAUAUUUUCUUCAUUUUAUUCACUUUGUAUACAAUAAAAAAGAAACAUGAAAACAAUAAAGAAAAUAUUUUAUUAAGAAAUUGAUAUUUAUAUAAAUAAAGAAUUUUGAUUAUAAUAAGAUAUCUUAUUUUUCAUUGUAUGAACAUUUAGAAAUUUUUAAUCAAAUAAAAUUAUAUUGUAACUUUCAUCAUUAGUAAAGUGUUUAAAUAUCGAUUACGAAAUUUAUAUUUUGUAAAGAAAAAAAAAAAAAAAAGAAAAAGUUAUUAAUAUGUCUCUCUAAGCGAAAAUCCAAAUAAUUUCUAUGAAAUGUCGUGAAAAGACCUGUGUUUCGUUAAUUCCACAUGUUCAAUUAAUAUCUUAUUACUUUGUAUAUGUAAAUGCUCUCUAUUUAUUGCAGAAAUAUAUAUAAAAAAUCUUAUGCCGUGAAUUUAAAAAAUUCGUGGUGUGCCAAAAUUAUAGCUCUUUAUUUUAAUUAGUAGAAUGUAGUGAAUUUAUUUAAAAUUUUAUUGAUAUUUAAUAAUAAACUAAAAUUAAAAUUUUGCAUUCUUUUUCUUUACUGAUUAAAUUAAUUCUAAUAAUUUUGAAUUAUAGAAUAAAAUUUAUAUGAUUUUAUUUUCAAAAUAAAUAAAUAUUUUAAAUUCAUUAAUUAUUGUAAUAAUUUAAAAAAGAUUUUAUAAUUUUAUAUUUUUAUUAGAUAUUUAAGCAUUUUAAAAUUAGAAUUAUAUAGAAUGAUAUUUUCAAAAAUUUUUAUUUGUAUUUACUUUCAUUUUUCUACUUUAUUUUUUUAGUAAAAUGAUGGUUUUUUAGAAGAAAUUAAUACAACAUAUUCAAGAGAUCAAAUACUUAAUUAAAAAAAUAUAAGAAAACAAAUAUUCACAUUUUAUUAAACAAAGCAAAUUUGAUGGCUUUUGUUUAAUAUAUGCUGAAUUUUUUAUUUUUCUUAUAAUUACUUAAUAAAGUAUUUUUAUUUAUAUGUAACUUCAUAUAAAUUUGUGAAGAAAUUCCUUUUGAAUAUGUUGAAUCAAUUUAAAACAUUUUUUAUAGAAUAGUUUUUAAACAAUUUCUCAAAACUUUAAAUUUUUAUAAAAAAAUUUUAAUUUUGUGGUAUAGUAUAAUAUUUAGUAUAUAAUAGCUCAUAUAUAUGUAAAUAUAUAUUUAUCUUUUAAUAUAAAUAUAAUUAAUAAAUUUAAUUGCAAUGAUUAAUUUUAUAUAGAAUAUAUUAAAAUAAGUUCACAUUAAUAGUCAAAAAAAAGAAUAUAAAAAUUAAAGAAUAAAUUAAGAAUAGGUUGAUUUAUAAUGAAAAAAUUGUUUUGCCUUUAUUAUGUAUAUAUAAAAAGUAAAUUAGAAAAUUAUUCAAUAAAAGAGUUCAUUAUUUUUUAGAUAUUUUUCUAAUAAUUCACGGCAUAAGUUUUUUUUAAUCAUUUCUAAAUUAUUUAUCAUUUAGUAUACAAGAAAUAAUAAAUUAUUUCUUCAAUUGCUUAAUAUAAUUUUGCAUGAAUAAUUUUUUGGUAAACUAUCCAUAAUUUUCUUUGUCCAAAGUUAAUUAAAAUAAAACAUCAUUAUAGAAGAACGUGGACACAACGAACACGCGCGACAUUUCUGUGAUAUGGGACAAUAUCAUUCCAGUGUAUGUAAUAUUUUUACUCUAAUGAUCAAUAAUACACGCUCAAAGACUUAAUCAAAAAAAUCGAAUGUAUUGUAUGUACAUAUUGUAUAUAUUGUUCAUAAAUAUUUGUAGGUCAACUGAUGGAAAUUCGAUUAAUUAUAUAGUAUUUUGUGUACUGUCGCCUCGAAAACGGUAAAAAUAUAACAAUUGAACGAUAUGGUAAUAAGAAAUAAGAAUUCAGUGCGUUUUAAUAUCAAGCUAGAAGGAUGCCAAAAUUUUUUCGAACGAGGCUGCAGCAUUAUUUUUUUUAUGUAUACCAGAGAAUUAUUUAAAAUUUGUAACAUACCUGAAAUUGAAGUUGUAUACUCUCGGCAGGAUCUCAGUAACUCAAAAGUAAUCUGUAUAAAAUGGUGGCCUUCAAUACUGUGCAAAUAUGUGUCCGAGAUAUAUAAUUGAAUUAAGAUUAGUGAUUAAUGAUUUAAUUAUUUUUUAUCGUUAAUAUAAGAAGAAAAAAAUAAUGUGCCUUAUAUUGAAGUUGCUUUGAAAAUAGAUUUUACGAUAUUCUUUUUAUAUUAACUUACUUGUUAUUUUGUAUUAACAAUGAUGAUUGUUAUAAUAUGAAUUUAAUCAUCAAUAAAAUGAUAAUUAAAUUGUUCAAUUGCUAAUCUUAAUUUAAUACUAUAAAUAUAUAUUACUUUUUGGAGGAUUGAUGCGAAUAAAAAUGCGAAGUUUCGCAUUGAAUGAAAUAAAAAUAUACAAAGAAAAUUUAAUGAAAUAAAAAUAUAUUUUUUAAAAUAAUCGAAAUUCGAAAUUGUAAACAAUAUCGGAAAAAUGAAUUGCAUUAAUCUAAGUGAUUUUUAUAAAGAGAAACGUAUGUAUCAAGAAAGUAAAUUAAUCAUCCUUCAAAAAGUCAAACAUUUGCUCUCUUAUUUAUCGAUUUAUGUUAUUAUAGACAUUUGCAAAAAGAAUGUAUGAAAUAUUUUUUUAUAAACGGGUGUAUCUUUAGGUCCGUUCCGUUGAAUGUUUAAACGUUACCAAGAUCCAAAAUAUGUAAAGUGCCAACAUAAUAUUAUAAUUUUUCGUUAUAUCGUAACAUGAAAAAUAAAAGAGAUUUUUUUGGUAUUCUUUUAAUAUCUCAAUUUAAAGAUAAUAGUAUAAUGAAAUAAAUAAAUAAUAAUAAAUUGUUAAAAAAAAUUUUAUAUUAUACAAUACACAUUUAUUAUAAAAAUUUUUAAAUUUGAAUAUAAUGAAAAUAAUAAUAAUUUAUAUAUAAAUUAUAAACAAAAUAAAUGAUCGAUGCAAUUAAUAAAAAUAUUUGAUAGAAAAAAUUCCAAAAAUUUGAAAAUUGAUUUUAUGCUUAUAAUAAAACAUUCAAGCAAAAUAGAAAAAAAUUUGUUUUAAUGCAAUUAUUUUUUGUUAUAUUUAUUGUAUAACUGUGUAAAUAACAGUUUGAAAUAUAAAUGAGUAAAAUAUAUUAUGCAAAAGAAAUGAUAUGAUUAUUGUAAAUUCAAUUCUUUUUAAUUCUUUUUAUUUUUUACAAAUAUCUCUUUUAUUAUUUCUGGCGAAUUACACAAUUUCAUCUGUGAAUUUCAAUACUCAGGAAAUACUUUGACAAUAACUACACUCGUUUUAGAAUAAGCUACUUAUUUUUAAUAAUAAUAAGCUACUACUUUUAAAGUAAAGUAUUUUUAACGAAAAAUAAAACCUUAGCGUCUAGAGGGACGGUACCAAAUAAAAGAGCAUUGUUAAUGCAAUAAGUUAAGAGGUUUAUGUUUCCUUAGCGAAUAUAUUGUCUUAGCAAAUAAUUUACGUAUUUUUUUUAUUUCCUAUAAUUAUUGUUUCUCGAAAAUAAGUUAAUUCGAGAAUGCUCAAUAUUUUUUUCUUUUUUCUUUUUUUAUACUAUUAUAGUUCUGAAUAUGUUGAAUAAGUUAAAUUAUAUUCGGUAUUGUUUGAUUAGAAAAUUAUUAGCAUACUCGGGUUGUCUUGAUAAAAUUUUGUAAGCCCAUUCAGGGCAGGUUCCUGUAUUAUUUUGUCAAUUGAAAUAUAAUUAAUUAAUUAUUUA
This is a messenger RNA of Apis cerana (Asiatic honeybee), 8016 nucleotides long. Its product is annotated as F-box only protein 43. Gene Ontology annotation, cellular component: nucleus. Lineage: Eukaryota; Metazoa; Arthropoda; Insecta; Hymenoptera; Apidae. Gene Ontology annotation, molecular function: protein binding. Gene Ontology annotation, biological process: negative regulation of meiotic nuclear division; regulation of mitotic nuclear division. The record is from RefSeq and is a predicted model, not a curated record.